CCACCACACAGAGCAGUGGCUGUAACAAUGCCCUUGAAAGACACGUUACCCUCCUUUCUCCAACGUUGCACUUGUUUUUUAGUUCUGGAAUCAGCUAAACGAUGAUUUCCUGCAGGGGGUAUCAGUCUCUCAUAUUUUCUGCCUGCUUCUCUGACAGCCUUCAGGCCCCAGGUCAGUGAGUAGCAAGCCAGGCCUAGAGAGCUCUGGACCCACAGGAACAUCCCCUUCUUGGAAGGUGGGAAAGGCCAUGAUGUUUCACCUCUCUCCAGCAAGCUGGGACCUGCCCUGGAAGAAGAAACCAGACCAGACAUGAUUCAGCCAUCAGCCCUCAGUGACAGUCAACCUCCAGGGACACAGCAUCUUGGAGGCCACUCCUGGAGGGUGGAUAGCGGGCAAUUGGGACUUGGUGUGCACCUAUCGCUGUCUUCAAAAUUCCUUCUCUACUCCACCAACUGCUCUCCUCAUCCAGCCUUCUUCGUGGGCUGGAGGUGGUCAGGCUGGAGAGAGAUCCCUCACCCCUUCCACUGUGAGGACAUAGCAGGAAGGCAUCAUCUACAAGCCAGAAAGUGGGCCCUCAAUAGACACCGAAUCUGCCCGUGCAUUGAUCUAGGACUUCCCAGCCUCCAGAACGGUGUUGGCUACCUUUGUGGUUUUAAGAAAGCCUGAGGGCCUGAAGGCAGCCACGGGAGAAGCCCUUUCCGAGGGCAUUCGGAACCUUCCCAUCCUAGAGGUGAAGCUGAACUGUCACCAGGACUUAUGACCCGCGGCUUCGCUCCCAUUCUGCCCAUUGAGUUCCACAAGAUGGGCUCCUUCCGCAGGCCUAGACCGCGCUUCAUGAGCUCCCCCGUACUCAGUGACCUGCCCCGAUUCCAAGCAACUCGGCAGACUCUGCAGCUGAGCUCCAGCUCAGCCUGGAACAGCGUUCAGACUGCUGUGAUCAACGUUUUCAAAGGGGGUGGCUUGCAAAGCAACGAGCUCUAUGCCCUGAACGAAAACAUCAGGCGGCUGUUGAAGAGUGAACUUGGAUCAUUCAUUACAGACUAUUUUCAGAACCAGCUUCUUGCAAAAGGACUGUUCUUUGUGGAGGAGAAGAUCAAGCUGUGUGAAGGUGAAAAUCGCAUUGAGGUUCUGGCUGAAGUCUGGGACCACUUCUUCACUGAGACUCUCCCUACCCUGCAAGCAAUAUUUUAUCCAGUUCAGGGCCAGGAGCUGACUAUCCGCCAGAUCUCCCUGCUGGGCUUCCGAGACCUGGUCCUGCUGAAGGUGAAGCUGGGUGACUUGCUGCUGCUGGCCCAGUCCAAGCUGCCCUCGUCCAUUGUCCAGAUGUUGCUCAUCCUGCAGAGUGUUCACGAGCCCACAGGCCCAAGUGAGAGUUAUUUGCAACUGGAGGAGCUGGUGAAGCAAGUGGUUUCUCCUUUCCUCGGCAUCAGUGAUGACCGUAGCUUCUCAGGCUCUGCGUACAUGCUGGCCAGGCGGCACUCCAGGGUCCGGCCCAAGGUGACUGUCCUGAACUAUGCCUCCCCGGUAACUGCAGUCAGCCGGCCACUGAAUGAGAUGGCCUUGACCCCACUGACAGAGCAGGAGGGGGAAGCCUACCUGGAGAAGUGUGGCAGCGUGCGGCGGCACACGGUGGCCAAUGCCCACUCAGACAUCCAGCUGCUGGCCAUGGCCACCAUGAUGCACUCAGGCCUGGGGGAGGAUGCCAGCAGUGAGGACAAAUGCCUGCUCCUGCCACCCAGCUUCCCCUCACCUCACCGGCAGUGCUCCAGUGAGCCCAGCAUUACCGACAGCCCUGACGGACUGGAGGAGGGGGCCGGGGGCAGCCAGGAGGGCUCAGAGCUGAACUGUGCUUCCCUCAGCUGAGUUGCCACCCGAGGCCUUUCCACCUCUUGUUUUGCAAUCAGGAUGAGGACACCUCCAUCUUCAUGGAUUACCGAGGGGCUCUUGCUUUAUGCGAUGCUGCCUUAUUUCUUUUAGGAUACAUUCCUGGUCAAAAUGCCCUCAGGGGACACCAUUGUUGUCAGCCUCUUUAUUUUGGUGAUUGUGAACACUUCUUUGUGGUCAAUUGAAAGUGACUGACUGUCUAAUGGUCACUUUCUGACUCCAACCUUGCCAGCCUGACUCAGAUCCUCAUCUCUAGGCCUUUCCCUGGAAAAGACUGGACUGCCUAAUGCUCCCAGUGGCAUAUCCAGUGUCCUGUCAUUUCUGGAGCAGGAGGUUGUCGAGACCACACAUACAACAACCAAGGAUGUGUUGGCCUUUGGAGUUCCCCUUUAGGUUCCUUGUGAUGAGGAGAUUUAUGGAUGAAAAAUGAGUAGAGAGGAAAUUCCUUUCCCCCAUUUUGUGUAGAGUGAAAAUAGCCUGCAGCCCUUACCUAGCGUGGUCUGCGAAUGUGCCUUCCUUAUUUUAGUUUCAGAAUUGCUGGGAAAUAGUUACCCCUCUGGUGGGUGAGGAUCUAUCCUCACCUACAACCUGAUCCUAUGUGCUGCUUGCACAGAGGCCUUUGGCUUUUGACCAAGGAAGGCUGCGAGGCUGAAGCUGCCCUGUCUUUCAUUGAGCCUCAGCAUUUCCCUCUCAGGCUUCCUCUCAAGCUCAAGAAACUCACCCCCAGAUAAGUAGCUGGUACCUCUUGUCUCUCUCAUUUCAGAAACAGACUUUCUCACCAUGCUUUCCUAUGGUGGGUGUGAGGGGCCAACUGAUGCCAACCAACUAGCCUGUACCUGGAUUUGACUUGAAUUUUUAAAAUGUGUAUCGUUUCAAAAAAAAAGUUUGCAAAUUUUGCACGUAGGAUCUUGCACUGUUCAUUUCCAAUGGGGUGAGUCUUCACACUAAAAAAGCAAGCAGAGCUCCUGGGAAAGGAGACUGGAAGUGGUUCAGGAUAAGGAUCCAUGGGAGGCAGGUUUCUUAUGUCACAGAGCUCUGGAAGCAGCUGGACUUGAUUCUGCAAUGGCUUGUGAAAAUUUAUAAAUUUCAUGGUUUUUAGGAAAAGCUGCAUUGGGAUGGGGAGACCCAGUUUGCCUCAUGGGCAGAGGAUUUUUCCAGGAAGCAUGGAAAAUGGAAUGGAUUUUCCCAGGAAGCAUGGAGAGGGGAUAUGUGGGCAGGACCUUUUGGAGGGAUGGGAUGUUUAUUCCCUGUGGUCAAAGAAAGGCCUGGAAUUUCUGGCACGUGAAGCACUUGGGGGAAGCAGGCCCUGGCACUGUGCUGCAUCCUUCCACUGCUCCCUCCCGCUCUGGGAGUUUUUAUCCACCUUGCAUCCCUAUCCUCCUCUUUGUAGUUGUCCAUCUUACUGAUAACAGCUCCAGGAAAAAAGACAAGGCUCCCCCUCUGAACUUGCCUGCUGGUGUUUAUAAAAUCUCAAAGAGAUGAGCUACCUUGGCUUCCAAUAUGGCAAGAGGGUGCUGGGAGGAGGUGAAGAUCAGUCUAAGCUGCCACAGUGAUGAGAACUUCUAAGCUUACCUAACUCUUGAUGGCAUUUCCCUUCUGGGUGAAGAUUUGAAAUAUGAUUAGAAUUGUGCUCUUCGAAUUUAGAACUUGGAAUUUAGAUAUUUUAAGAGUUAUUUAAUUUUCAUCCUAUGAGCAAUGGGAGAGAAAUGUCCAAAGGCAAUCUGCUGAUCUGCUAAGAAUUUCAAACAAAAAAUAAUCUCUAUGUAUGUGUUGGAUAAAGUCUACAAAUUGGCUAACAUGCAUUAGCAAAUGGAACAUCAGUAGGUAGCAACAUGAUGAUUUAUGUAACUGAUGGCUUCUGUCCUGAUUAGUACACUUAACAUUUGAGACUAGUAUUUAUUGAUCCGGCAAAGUAAUUAAUCAUGCUUGGGUUUAUAAGGUUAAUCAUAGGUGUGUGUGUGUGUGUGUGUUUGUAUAAAUGCCUUUUCAGUUUAUAAGGUUAAUCAUAGGUGUGUGUGCGUGUGUGUGUGUGUGUGUGUGUGUGUAUAAAUGCCUUUUCCAUGUCUUAAAUGUCCCUGAUCAGGAGUCAUCAAUUAAAUAUAUAAGCUCUUAAAAUGAGAAUGGGACUAUCAGUAUAGACCCAGUGUACUUAAUUGCUGAUGAUGGUUAGCCAGUUUACAACUUUAUCAUUGAUACACACAUUUGACAUCUGUGCAGUAAAUAGACUGUACCUAUACAAAUUUUAUUGAUGUUUAUGGGCAUGUUAGCUAUCAGAGAGCUACUGGAAGAGUGACAGCCAAAGUGUUUUUAACCACUUUUUCUUUCCUAGAUUCAUUUUCAUUAUUUAUGCUAGGAUUUUCCUAUGGUUGGCGUUUAAUGACAGGAAGCAAUCGUGACUCUUAACUCCGAGUGAGCUCAUAGAAACCUUUCAUGUGGUCUGUUUCCAAAAUGGAUUCAAUAAACAUUUUGUCCAUGUUA
Callithrix jacchus (white-tufted-ear marmoset) is the source of this 4362-nucleotide messenger RNA. It is a transcript of the gene PRR5L, whose product is annotated as proline rich 5 like. Gene Ontology annotation, biological process: TORC2 signaling. The record is from RefSeq and is a predicted model, not a curated record. NCBI's taxonomy places the organism in Eukaryota, Metazoa, Chordata, Mammalia, Primates, Cebidae. Gene Ontology annotation, cellular component: TORC2 complex.